This is a messenger RNA of Strongylus vulgaris, 814 nucleotides long. Lineage: Eukaryota; Metazoa; Nematoda; Chromadorea; Rhabditida; Strongylidae. The record is from the annotation of a GenBank genome assembly.
CUUCACCAUAUAUUUUAUUCAUCUCAGGCUUCGCGCCGCAUGUGAGCAAUCCAUAAUUCGUGCGGUUGGAUUUUCACAUGCAUUCCGGGUAUGGAACUGGUUGCUCAGACUGGUGUCAUCUGAAACCAGCGUAUCCGACAUCAUUCUGCAGUAUUUGGCUGCACUGUCUUCUUACAAUUCACUUUCCGAUCUCAUACCAUCCCAGCCAGUACGGGUUUUGCCACAUCCAUGGAGACUGUGCUUUCUAGCGGGACCAUUGGCGGCAAAAAUGGUUCAACACCUUCACGCCUUUUUAUAUACUAUUGCUGUCAUUUUGCAAUCAUCUGGGGUGGAUGCUCGAUUGAGGUCUCUCUGCUUUAAAGCAUGGACAAUACAGCUAACUGCUCACGAGCAGGAGCUUCUUAUUCUAACGUGUAAUAUUCUUGGGACAGUGGGAGGAGUUCUCUCAGAACCAUCAGUAUCUGAGAAUUGGAUAACUGACUCGGCUGACCGUUCAAUGGCGCAGAAGGCCGGUGAUAGAGUGGAUGUGAAGGAAACACGAGAUAUAACGAAUCAUAUUCGUAUAGAGGCUAGCUCUCGUCAGGCUAUGGUGGUCUGCCUAACCGAUGGCAGUCCAGAAACAUUUUGGGAAAGUGGAGAAGAGGACAAAAGUCGAUCACGUACAUUGAAUGUAACCUUUGAGAACUGCUCACCCAUUCUUCUGUGUUUAUUUAUUGAUAACUCCCGCGAUGAGGCAUGCCGAACAUCGCAAGUAUUGUUUCGAGCUGCUGUGUCUGAUGGUUCGCGAAGGGACUUGAUGUCGAAAAAUCUAGAU